AUGAGUAUACAGAAGAAAAUUCUGUCGUAUCCUUCAACAUUCAUCAUGAUGAACUUGGCUGAAAAAAUGGAGGCGAAAACGCCGUUCUUGCUGACCAUUAUGGUUUGCCUGAUGAGCCUAAGGCACACGGAUGGACAUGGUCGUUUACUCGAUCCACCAUCGAGAUCUUCAAUGUGGAGGAUGGGUUUCAGGACACCGAAGAAUUAUAAUGAUAACGAGCUGUUCUGCGGAGGAUUAACGAGACAACGGAGAAAUGGAAUGCGAUGCGGGAUCUGUGGCGAUCCAUACGAUGCCAGAGCUCCGAGAGCGAAUGAAAUGGGAGGCAGAUACUACAGCGGAAUCAUCAGUCACCGCUACAAUUCAGGAGAAGUCAUCAAGGCAACUGUCGAACUGACGGCGAACCACAACGGAUUCUUCGAGUUCCAUAUUUGUAAUGUGAACGGGAACGCGUCGCUCGAAACUGAGGAAUGUUUACAAAAGAACCCUCUUGAGGUGAUCGGAGAGGGACGAGCCGGACGUGGAAAUCCCUACAGAUAUUAUGUGCCUCGACCGAGUACUGGAAAAUAUGAGGCGGCUCUGAAGUUACCGAAGCACUUCGUUUGCGACCAUUGUGUUUUUCAGUGGACUUACACAGCAGGCAAUAAUUGGGGGACCUGUGAGGACGGCCGGCAGGCUGUGGGUUGCGGGCCCCAGGAGACUUUCCGAGGAUGCGCGGACAUUGCCAUCGUAGGAGAAGCCGUGGUCCAGCAGCCCCCUCUCCAUACAGCAAGCUCUAAGCCCAUAGCUGCACCCCCUCUCCAUGCAGCAAGCUCUAAGCCCAUAGCUGCACCCCCUCGUCACUCGCUUCCCGUCCCGCCCUUGAGAGAUCCGUGGGCUCAUUGGCAAAGCGUCAACGCUUGGCCACAAAGCGUGAAUCCUGGUUACCCUGUAGAGAGCAAUAGAACCACCUGGUUUUACCAUCAGUGGCCGGCCACCGCCUAUGUCCCUGCAACCACAACGAUGAAGGUUCCCUCAGAGCCGUACGAUCUCAAAACACCUUUUUCACACCGCUACUCGACCAGCGAUACGAGGAGGUAUACGGCCACUGCCGCCCCCUCGUACACUGCUAAUAAACACGAGGGAAUCCUCAACCAUUCGGAUUACGCCGGAGAUUUGAAGAAACCUCCCCGAGCGACGAAUCAUCAGAGAAUAAUCCGGAAGUUCGAAACCCCCUCAAGCAAACCCGCCCUCCCAGAUGAAAGCUUGAAGAAAUUGCACGGAUACGAGGGCUACGCAACGAGCUCUCGUCCUCCACCCGUGUCUUCAUACAUCCAUCGAACUUUGCCGCCAGUGGUUCUCAUUGAAAACGUCCAGAACGAGGUAUUGACGGAUACCUUCGAUGCCAAUGAGUGA
Molecule: messenger RNA, 1392 nt
Organism: Galendromus occidentalis (western predatory mite)
Lineage: Eukaryota; Metazoa; Arthropoda; Arachnida; Mesostigmata; Phytoseiidae
Exons: 6
Coding region: 1-1392 (463 amino acids)
Source: RefSeq, a predicted model, not a curated record